Erythranthe guttata (spotted monkey flower) is the source of this 1467-nucleotide messenger RNA. RefSeq names its product cytochrome c oxidase assembly protein CtaG / Cox11 family. The record is from RefSeq and is a predicted model, not a curated record. Lineage: Eukaryota; Viridiplantae; Streptophyta; Magnoliopsida; Lamiales; Phrymaceae. Gene Ontology annotation, cellular component: mitochondrial inner membrane. Gene Ontology annotation, molecular function: copper ion binding.
UUAGGGACUGAGUUGAAACAUUUGAAAACUGAAGUGAUGAAAUCAGAACAAAUAUAAAAUUGUCGGCGUCACCAGCCCUAAAUUCCAUUUCCUCCGCCGCGACGAACACCGCCAGAAGCCGUUCGAUCUGCGUUCCGUCCGAUAAUCGCCGCCAGCAUAUAUUGCCGUUCCGGCUGAUAAAUCGCUUCUUUUAGAUUUUAGAACACGCCAGCCGCUAUUGACUGAACUUUGUCGGCGGUGGCCUCCGUUCCGGCCGCUAUAACGGCAUUCCGGUGAACUAUGAGAGGAACUCACCGUUUAUUUUCUUAUGUUAAAACCCCUCUUCAUCAACCCCCCUUUUUAUCCAGGCACCUGCUUGAUGCCGAGGGUUCGAUUUCUUCGUUUGGUGGAAGCCAUAGAAAUAUAUACUCGCGGGUAGUUGGGUUCGAAUGUCGGGGUUUACUGUCGAAUAAUCGAUCGUGUUCGAUCAAUUUCAUGCGGCAAUAUUCUACUCAUAAUGCUGCUAAAAAUAUAUACUCGCGAACAUUUGGGUUCGUGUGUCGGGGUUUAAUCUCGAAUAAUGGAUCGUGUUCGGUCAAUUUUGGGCGGCGAUACUCGACUCAUAAUAAUGCUGCUGCUGCUAGUAUGGAAAAGAAAUCGAACAAGAUGCUUUUAUACUUGACCGGAUUGGUAUUUGCUAUGGUGGGGUGUAGUUAUGCUGCGGUUCCUCUGUAUCGGAGAUUUUGUCAAGCUACUGGUUAUGGGGGCACUGUUCAGCGUCGAGAGAGUGUUGAAGAAAAGAUUGCUCGUCAUUCGAAGGAUGGAACUGUCGCGUCUAGGGAGAUUGUUGUGCAGUUCAAUGCUGACGUGGCAGAUGGGAUGCCGUGGAAGUUUGUUCCCACGCAGAGAGAGGUAAGGGUAAAGCCAGGGGAGAGUGCGCUUGCUUUUUACACUGCUGAAAAUAAAAGUGCAGCUCCGAUAACUGGCGUAUCGACUUAUAAUGUUACUCCGAUGAAGGCAGCAGUUUACUUCAAUAAAAUACAAUGUUUCUGCUUUGAAGAGCAAAGACUUCUCCCAGGCGAACAGAUUGACAUGCCGGUGUUCUUUUACAUCGACCCCGAGUUUGAAACAGAUCCGAAAAUGGAGGGUAUCAACAACUUGAUUCUUUCAUACACAUUCUUCAAGGUUUCCGAAGAGAAGUAGUGCUUCCUGCUCGGUUCACUUUUUGAUUCUUGGAAGAAAAAGCAUUUUCAACUACAUUUUAUUCCAAUAGCCCAAUAUAUAUCAUAUGGAAAUAGACGAUGUUCUUGCUCUCUUUCUAGGACUUCGUCUCUCCAACCAAACACCCCAAAUUUUGAGUUCGUUCCAUCAUUUGGUGAAAUAAUGUCGGUAAAAACAUUAAUUCUCUAUAUUUACGUGUAUUUAGUGGAAUGGCCAGAUAUUGUUAAUAAACUUUCAAGAAAAUAUAUUUUUUGAAUUCGUGUUUAU